Molecule: messenger RNA, 1823 nt
Organism: Phyllostomus discolor (pale spear-nosed bat)
Lineage: Eukaryota; Metazoa; Chordata; Mammalia; Chiroptera; Phyllostomidae
Gene: CCR3
Product: C-C motif chemokine receptor 3
Exons: 2
Coding region: 356-1435 (359 amino acids)
Biological process (GO): chemotaxis; inflammatory response; positive regulation of monocyte chemotaxis
Cellular component (GO): cytoplasm; membrane
Molecular function (GO): C-C chemokine receptor activity
Source: RefSeq, a predicted model, not a curated record
UCCUGCCUCCCCAUGGGUUAAAGCAAUUUUAUUCAAGAAUGAUCCUCCCCCCUUCCUCAAAAAUGAGCCAUUCCAAGCAAACACAGACCACCUAGAGGAAAAAACACUGCUGAACGCCAGCCACGUUCACGUCCAGGGUUACUCAACUGAACAUCGAGUGUGCGUAGUAGCCAGCUUCAUAUCUUUCUUCAAACUUGCAAAAUCCGAAACACCAGCCUGUGCAGAUAAGGAAGUUGAUGUUUUUCUCAUCUCUCUAAUGUCUCUGAACAGAUGGUAUCUCCACUUCGCCAGUGGUGAGACCUAAGCUAUCACUGGAAGCAUAAAGGACUUUACUAAAUUACCAGGAACAAGAAAAAUGACAACCCCCGCAGCCGAGCCCAUGACUGAGCUACAGGCCUACGGGACCUCUGGUUAUGAUUAUAUAUUUACAGAGCCGUGUGAGAAAUACAAUGUCCAGCAGCUGAUGGCCCAGCUGCUGCCCCCGCUGUACGGCCUGGUGUUUGGGGUCGGGCUGCUGGGCAACAUGAUGGUGGUGGUGAUCCUCAUAAAGUACCGGCGCCUCUCCAUUCUGACCAACAUCUACCUGCUGAAUCUGGCGAUUUCUGACUUGCUCUUUCUAAUCACUCUGCCAUUCUGGAUUCACUAUGCACAGCAGGGUCAGUGGGUUUUUGGCUAUGACAUGUGCAAGCUGCUCUCAGGGUUUUGUAGCAUGGGCUUGUACGGGGAGACCUUCUUCAUCAUCCUGCUGACCAUAGACCGGUACCUGGCCAUCGUCCACGCCACGUUUGCCAUCCGAGCCCGGACCGUGUUUUUCGGUAUCGUAAGCAGUUCCGUCACAUGGGUCCUGAUAGUGCUGAUAGCCCUCCCUGAAAUUGUCUUCUCUAGGGCCCAAGAGGAGCAGGGAUAUUUCUCCUGUGUUUCCCUUUACCCAGAGGGAGACGUUUACACCUGGAAGCGCCUUUACAUUGUGAGAAUCAACACCCUGAGUCUGGUCCUGCCUCUGCUCGUUAUGGUAGUCUGCUACUCGGGCAUCAUUAAAACCCUGGUGAGAUGCCCCAACAGGAAGAAGUACAAGGCCAUCCGGCUCAUUUUUGUCAUCAUGGUGGUCUUUUUCAUUUUCUGGACACCCUACAACCUGGCUCUCUUCCUCCAUGCUUUCCAAAUGACUCUCUUUGAGAGCAGCUGUGAGCGGAGCAAUCAGCUGGACGUGGCCAUCAUGGUGACAGAGGUGAUCGCCUACACGCACAGCUGCAUCAACCCCGUGAUCUACGCCUUCGUCGGCGAGAGGUUCCGGGAGCACCUCCGCCACUUCUUCCGCCGGCACGUGGCUGUGUGCCCGGGCACAUGCAUCCGACUUUGCCCUAGUGAGAUGCCAGAAAGAGCCAGCUCUGCAUCUCCAUCAACCAUGGAGCAGGAACUCAUUGGCGUAUUUUAGGUUGGAUGCUAAAAGUUGCCUUAAGAAAAUGCUCUGGGCACAUGAAGUCAAUACACGGAGCCAAUGACAUUGACCCCUAUACCAGACCUUCGAACUUCCGGUGCAACCCUGGAGAAGCUCUUGAAGACAUUGAAAUAUAUUCACAGUGGUCGUGGUAUAUCUAUGCACCCCAAACUCAUUACCAUAGAUCAGUGGCUGGGCAGCAUACUUAUUGCCAACCCCGAAAAGCAGAGCUUUGCUUGAGUCUCUGAAAAGUUCAGUGCAUUUCAAUGCAGCUGAAUGUUCAAUAGUUAGUAUAUGCAGCUACAGACAGGUAAAACUUUGUACAUUUGAAAUCUUAACUUCGGCCAGCUAUUGACUGCAUGAAACAUAUUUCACAAAAUACAAU